Messenger RNA from Drosophila gunungcola (fruit fly), 1556 nucleotides. RefSeq lists its product as uncharacterized. NCBI's taxonomy places the organism in Eukaryota, Metazoa, Arthropoda, Insecta, Diptera, Drosophilidae. The transcript has a single exon. The coding region runs from base 15 to 797 and encodes 260 amino acids. The record is from RefSeq and is a predicted model, not a curated record.
UCUUGCACUCCAAGAUGCAGAGUCAUCGUAGCUUGUGCGGCCUGUUUAUCAUUUUUAGUUUUUUUGCGCUAACUGUUCAAGAUGAAGCCAAAACUGAACCGCCUUCGGCAAGUGCACUACCAGCAACACCAGCGCCACUUGCACCACCUGCACCACCUGCACCACCUGCAGCAGCCAAGGAACCUUCUGAGGUCAGUAAGCAGGAGUCUUCAAAUACACCUACCGCAUCAAAGUGCAAGUCCACCGAAGUUCUAUCCGAGACUGGCUGCGUGGAUCGCGAGUUCUUCCUGAACCGGAUCAUCAUGCGAUCCUGGAAAGACGAUGGCUUCGAGAAGGCAAAGGCCAGGGCCGGCCUGGUGGACAAUAUGCAGUGCAAGGGUAACGAGGUCAGGACUCCCUUUGGCUGUUCGAGGCGAUCGUUACCACCGCACAGGGAAAGUAAUCGGGUGGGAGUGCAUCACAGCAGAGUGGAUCACGACCAAGUGGUGAUCUUCUAUUCCGGUUCGAAUGCACGCAGUGUUCGCCACGAAAAUGGCAUGGAAAAGAAAGCACCUUACUCGGGACCUCCCUUUUCCGCGCAUAAUCGUCCCCGAAAGAACUACAUCCUGCCGGGCCGCUUGCUUCGAACUUUUCGUAAAUGUCGACCUUAUGAGACACUCGGAAAAGACGGUCAAUGCCAUCGAAAAAAGGGCAAAAACGGAAAUUACAAACACAAGGAUCACGUAUAUGGACUUCAAAAGAGACACCGCCAUGAAGCACAAAGGGAAACCAGACAGAUUGAGGUGACUACCGAAUAGGUUUGUGUUAGUCUAGUAGCGAAUAAAACAAAAACUUUUGGCCACCUUUUAAUAAUAAAAAUGCUCAACAUUUUGGUCUUAAAAGUUCUUAAUACUCCAAAUCUUCCAAGCUCCAAAUUACUAUCCAUUACGAAUAACCCUCAAAUGUGGCAGCACAUUAAAUGGUCCUUUGCCAUCAAGCCUCUGACAAAUUUAAUUUAAUUUUAUAUUGUAUGUGCUGGGUCGUUUUGUUUUACGACGAACGAGCAACCUCUUUCUUGGGGCCCAUUGAGAGCAAAUAAGUUGCUCGCCUUAAGUCCGAGCCAAUGACAAAGGAUUAAUCAAAACAGAUAGAUGUGUCCUUUAAGGCUCACAAUAUGUUGAAAACAUGGAAGGGGAUUAUGAAUAUAAAAGCUUCAUUAAAUAGGAUUUGCGCCUUUCGGGUUGGCUCUUCUUUUCAAUGGAGGCAACACUUUGAAAUGGCUUCGGCGUAGCAAUAUGGAAGGCUUUGACAUACUAAUUAGUUAACCUCGCACGCCUGUGUGCUCGUGCGUUUUGGCCCACAUUGCUCAUACGCAGCGUUUUACAGACCCUCGGCGCGACAGCUAAGUGGCUGCUGUUUGCUGCGGGCGGCGCCCAAAACAUGAUGAAUAGUUUUGCAAUAAUUACAUUACACGGCAGUUUCACGCUCGGCCCGCCCGAAAGAAAGUCACACGUGGCUGACGCUUGGUUCGAGUGGAAACUCUGGUGACUUCCGUCUACACAGAGACAAUUUUCAUC